Messenger RNA from Maniola jurtina (meadow brown), 2217 nucleotides. RefSeq names its product serine/threonine-protein phosphatase 2A regulatory subunit B'' subunit gamma-like. Bases 93 to 1526 code for a protein of 477 amino acids. Gene Ontology annotation, biological process: regulation of dephosphorylation; B cell homeostasis; positive regulation of B cell differentiation. NCBI's taxonomy places the organism in Eukaryota, Metazoa, Arthropoda, Insecta, Lepidoptera, Nymphalidae. The record is from RefSeq and is a predicted model, not a curated record. The transcript is spliced from 7 exons. Gene Ontology annotation, cellular component: centrosome; spindle.
UACUAUACCAUUACCAAAACAAUAAUAAUUGUUCAAGAUAUUUUUAUGAAUUAAAACAGCCAAAAAUAAUUCAUUAAAAUCCUCAUUAAAACAUGUCUAACAAAGAAAACAAAAGUGUGGAAACUCUUACAAGUGAUUUAAGUAUUGAAAAUCCUCCAGUGAUUGACGAAGGCCAGAAAAAAGUUAAUGAUAUGUUGAAGAAUCGUUUGAGAAAAUAUAUUAAAAAGUUAGAUGACACAAAUACUAGUAUAACUAAAGAAGAGAGUGAAAAGAUAGAACUGGAAACAUUCAAACAGCUCUACAAACCCAAACUAGAUGGAGAAGAAGAAACAUACAAGAAGAUUCCUAAGUUUUACUUUAAACUGCCAAAACUUGACGAUGUCCUGGCUCAGAAGUUGAGAGAGGAGACCAGAGCUCAGUUCUUGCAGAAGAAAAGCAAAGAAUUACUGGACAAUAGUGAAUUGAAACAUCUUUGGAGUUUGUUGGAAAAAUCUAAUGGUAGUUACAGUAUGGCAAACAGUGAUGAGCUUACAAUUGACUACAUACAAUUUAAGAAAAUAAGAGAUGAAGCAGGACCAAAGUAUAGGCCGUACUUUACCGCAGAGGUAUUUGGCCGCCUGCAAGCAGCGGAAGGAGGUAUAGGUCGCGUGCGGGGUGUUUCUCUCUUUAAUUACGUGAUGCGCCGUGUCUGGCUUCAACAGACUAGAAUAGGCCUCUCCCUGUACGACGUAACUGGACAGGGAUAUCUUACUGAACAUGAUCUAGAAAGCUACAUAGCAGAGCUGGUGCCAUCUUUGGCCGCGUUGGACGGCCUGGACUCUUCUUUCACCUCGUUUUAUGUGUGCACGGCUGCCAGAAAGUUCCUAUUCUUCUUAGACCCCUUACGCGUAGGGCGUGUCAGGAUCCGUGAUGUUCUCUCUUGUUCAUUCCUUGAUGAUUUGUUAGAGUUAAGAGAGGAAGAUCUACCAAUGGAGCUUCAAGAGCAGAAUUGGUUCAGCGCUGCGUCAGCUCUACGCGUGUAUGGCCAGUACCUCAAUCUGGACAGGGACCAUAACGGCAUGCUUAGCAUCAACGAACUUGCAGGCUACGGUUCAGGAACUCUCACUCGAGCGUUUCUCCAGCGGGUAUUCCAACAGUGCCUGACAUAUGACGGGGAAAUGGACUACAAGACCUAUCUAGACCUGGUUCUAGCGCUAGAGAAUAGAAGACAACCGGCCGCUCUUGCCUAUUUGUUCAGAGUCCUAGAUAUUAACUCGCAGGGUUACUUGGACGCUUUCACUUUGAAUUAUUUCUUUAAGGCAAUACAGGAACAAAUGGUGGCCCACGGCGCCGAACCCGUCAACUUCGACGACGUGAAAGACGAAAUAUUCGACAUGAUUCGCCCCGAACAUCCCUCAAGGAUCACCCUUCAGGAUUUAAUCCGUAGUGGACACGGCCAUACUGCUGUGUCCAUUUUAUUGGAGUUGCACGGAUUUUGGGCGUACGAGAAUAGAGAAGCACUGGCCGCGGCUGGAGAUCAUGCUUGACAGGAAAAGAUGGAGUUUAGGAAGAAAAUUGAUAUCACUUUGCGAUAAAGUGAUAAGAGGUCUGGAUAAGACAGAAAUUGCAAACAGCAUGGCAGAACUUCACUAAAGAAAUGUACGAUUAAUAAUUGUAACACUAAGAAUUGUAUAAAGCACAAUCGCAAGAUGUCGCUGGAUAAAGGAGCACGAGACAGUUGCAUGUGGAAGUCAGUUCCCAAUAGUGGAUGUUUAUCAGUUGAUGGUGUAUGAAACAUAUCUCAUCGCGGAACGGACGACAGCGACUCUUUUGCUCGCUCUCUAAGUUGCCCAGUUGAAAGCCUUCAUACUGUGAUUUGUAUUGCAACUUCAAGCAUGUUAAUUCAAAUCAAUAAGGCGUUAAUUAAUUAAUCAAACUGUGUUGAAGUCCAGGUGUUUUGUAAGAUGAUAUUUGAAGAAAAUACUAUUUUAAUAUAAAUAGUUGGUCUUUUUACAAAAAAUUAACGAGUGGUUUAAACAAACGUUACUGAUCAAGAUCCUAUUACAACAUAUGAGUGUAAUAACUAAUAAAUAAGACCAUAAUCCGCCUGUAGUUUAGUUUUAGUGGUAAUUACUAGGGGUUAAUUUCAUGAUUAAGAAAACACCAAAUGCUGCCUGCCUGUACUGCCUUUUAAUAAUAACAAAUAACAAUAUAUUGUAUAAUAAAAUAUCAAUUCUU